AUGCAUCUGCUCCCACGAGAGAUUGACAAGGUACGUCCUACAACGAGACGUGGUGCGGUCAUCAGUUUCACUUACUUAUAUUCUUCCCACACGCCUUGAACUGCUACUUCGCCUGCCCAGGUGCUCUUAUCGAACGUUGGCUCGCUCGCGCAACGACGACUGGCGCGGGGGGUGAAGCUCAACAUCACCGAAGCGACGGCCCUCAUCGCGAGUGUGCUCCAAGAGCUUAUCCGUGAUGGCAAGCACUCGGUCGCAGAGCUGAUGCAGCUAGGUACGUCGUGGUUCGCUGUCCUUUGACGCGCCGCCCCACACGCUCCCACCGACCUCGUUCGUUAUCGAGACCGCACAGACUGACCCCCUGACAUCUGUCCCCAUACUCCUCGACUUUGGUAACACUAGGCAAGGAGAUCCUAGGUAGAGCUCAUGUUCUUCCUGUAAGCCCCGCGACUUGUGUCUGCCCUGCUCGUGUAUUGACUAGGCUUUUGCUAUCUCCGUCAAGUCCGUUCCGGCGAUGCUGCACGAGAUCCAAGUCGAAGGCGCCUUUCCAGAUGGUGUGUUUCUGGUCACUGUGUGAGUAGACAUGGAGUCAAUUCAUCCUGAGCCGAUGAUCUGGAUCCAUGUCCUCACAACUCGUAUCUACUUCAGUCACGACCCCAUCGCUUCGACCCAAGGCUCGCUCAAGUUGGCACUCUACGGGUCGUUUCUACCGAUCCCUCCCGAGGAUGUUUUCGGGCCACUCGAAGAGGAACCGAAGCGUGAAGAGCUACCUGGUGCCCUAGUAUUCAAGAAGAACGCACCGAUCGCCCUCAACGUGGGCCGUAAACGCGUCAAGGUCAAGGUCACCAACACCGGCGAUCGUCCAAUUCAGGUCAGUCGAAGUUCGCUGAACAGGAUCCUUUACGUCAAAAGCUGAUUCAGAUUGAUCUGCACUUCGAUUGGUAUAGGUCGGCUCGCAUUAUCACUUCAGCGAGGUCAACAAAGCGCUCAAGUUCGACCGCUCGCUCGCCUUCUUCCGAAGACUCGACAUCGCCGCAGGCACAGCCGUUCGGUUCGAACCUGGUGAUUCGAAAACCGUUACCCUCGUCGACAUUGCUGGCAACCAAAUCGUCACGGGCGGCAACUCGCUCAUCGAUGGCCCCGCCACUCGGCUCGCGAGCCAGGUCCACUACGAUCAAAUCAUUCGAUCUCUCGUCGAGAAGGGCUUCAAGCAUGAGGAGCAGCCGGGCGCCGUGGUGGGGACCGAGAUCGAGGGUGCUAUCAUCAGUCGUGAGACAUAUGCCAGCAUGUACGGUCCGACGACUGGGGAUCGUAUUCGACUCGGUGACACCAAUCUCUGGGUCGAGGUUGAGGACGACAAGACCGUCUAUGGCGAUGAACUCAAAUUCGGAGGCGGUACGUGCUCGACCCCGUCGGUCGUUUCUUCGCAUUUCUGACCAUUAAUCGAGGCUCUACACAGGCAAAGUCAUUCGUGAAGGGAUGGGACAAGCGACGGGUCUACCUGACGAUAUGACGCUCGAUCUCGUUAUCACCAAUGCGCUGAUUAUCGACUGGAACGGCAUCUACAAGGCCGACAUCGGCAUCAAGAAGAACCACAUCGUUGGAAUUGGCAAAGGAGGCAACCCCGACGUGAUGCAAGGGGUUACGCCAGGCAUGAUCGUGGGCGUCAAUACCGAGGUGAUUGCUGGAGAAAAGAUGAUCGUGACCGCGGGCGCGAUCGACGCACACGUGCACUACAUCUGCCCUCAACUGUGGACCGAGGCCAUGGCAUCGGGAACGACGACCUUGAUCGGUGGUGGCACCGGACCGUCCGCGGGCACGAAAGCGACUACUUGCACCCCAUCGCAGACGUACAUGCACAUGAUGAUGGCCGCAACAGAUGGGGUGCCGCUCAAUUUUGCGUUCACGGGCAAGGGUAACGACAGCGGCAGCGUUGGUCUCAUCGAUCAGGUUCGAUUCGGAGCCGCCGGCCUCAAGUUGCACGAAGAUUGGGGCACGACGCCGGCUUCGAUCGAUACCGCGCUCAGCGUUGGUGACGACUAUGAUGUGCAGGUCAACAUCCACACCGAUACGCUCAACGAGUCGGGCUUUGUCGAAGACACCAUCGCGGCUUUUAAGGGCCGCACGAUCCACACCUACCACACCGAAGGAGCCGGGGGUGGUCAUGCUCCAGACAUCAUCGUGGUCGCUGGUCACGAGAACGUCUUGCCCAGUUCGACAAAUCCGACCCGACCUUAUUGCGCCAACACGCUCGACGAGCACCUCGACAUGCUCAUGGUCUGCCAUCAUCUCGAUCGAGCGAUCCCGGAAGACAUCUCGUUCGCCGAAUCGCGCAUUCGUGCCGAGACCGUCGCGGCCGAGGAUAUCCUGCAAGAUAUGGGGGCCAUUUCGAUGAUUUCGUCCGAUGCGCAGGCCAUGGGACGUAUUGGAGAGGUUGUGUCUCGCACGUGGCGCACAGCGGCCAAGAUGAAGGACUUCACGGGUCCGCUCAAGGAGGAGACGCGACCCGACUGCGACAACGAGCGGGUCAAGCGCUACAUCGCCAAGUACACGAUCAAUCCGGCCAUCACUCAUGGUAUGUCACACGUUAUCGGUGACAUCGCGGUCGGAAAACUCGCCGAUCUCGUGCUGUGGCAACCUCAAAACUUUGGUGUUCGGCCUGAAACGAUCCUCAAGGGCGGUGUAAUCGCUUGGGCCAACAUGGGCGACGCAAAUGCCUCGAUCCCGACCGUGCAGCCCGUCAUCUCUCGACCAAUGUGGGGUUCGCAUGCUGAAGCCGCGGCCCUCAACUCAGUGCUGUUCGUGUCGGCUCUUUCUCUUUCCUCGGGAACGAUCGCGAACUAUUCGCUCAAGAAACGACCCAUCGCGGUCCGCAAUUGUCGCAACAUCGGGAAGAAGGACAUGAAGAAUAAUUCGAUUACUCCCAAGAUUAGCGUCAACCCUGAGACCUAUCGAGUAAGUGUCAAAUUGGCUGAAGGGGUGGUCUUACCAUACCGAACGAAGUGAGCUGACUCUACUACCACAGGUCGAAGCGGACGGUGUACAUUGCAUCGUCGAGCCAGCCACAAAACUUCCGUUGUCUCAAAACUACAUGCUAUUCUGA
Messenger RNA from Microbotryum saponariae, 3100 nucleotides. The record is from the annotation of a GenBank genome assembly. NCBI's taxonomy places the organism in Eukaryota, Fungi, Basidiomycota, Microbotryomycetes, Microbotryales, Microbotryaceae.